Messenger RNA from Leishmania mexicana MHOM/GT/2001/U1103, 3474 nucleotides. RefSeq lists its product as hypothetical. Lineage: Eukaryota; Euglenozoa; Kinetoplastea; Trypanosomatida; Trypanosomatidae. The record is from RefSeq and is a predicted model, not a curated record. Bases 1 to 3474 code for a protein of 1157 amino acids. The transcript has a single exon.
AUGAUGAGCACCGCACCGCACACGCCCCCGCCUCAACCCGCGGGACUCGAUCGCAGCGAGCACAUCGAGGCAGGGCUUCCGACGCGUCUGCAGGCAAGCAGCGGUGCUCACAAGCCCGCGAUGAGUGACAUGACCACUCUCGACCCGCGCCUUGGUCACGUGGAGGCCACCACAAACGGAAGCAGCAGCAUCAGCAAUAGCCCCCACGAAGAGCAUGUGCGGCGUUCUUCGGAAGCGGCUGCCUCGUGCACGGCGGGGUGCUGCGAAGCUGAACCGAAGCCCCUCGUAGGCAUGUCUGCCGUCGCCCUCCAGCCGCCGCCACCCCUUUCGAUGCGGCAUUCGACGGCUGCACCAUUCUCCUCGUCCUCUGUCCAGUUGAGCCCCCUCGGCGACCGUGCCGGCGGCGGCACGAACAAGCACAGCAGCAGCAGUAGCAGCAGCAGCCACUCGGCUAGCCACACCUCAUCCCACUACCUCCUCGCCAUCCAGCGAGACCUCGAGAGUAUUGUGCGCCUCCAGCAACGGCAGCUGCAGGGGAGGAGUGUGUCGCUUCCAUCCGAGGCAAGCACUACAGGCAGUGUUCCACGGGUGUGGAUCGGCUCCGAGAGGGUGGUUGCAGCGCCAUCCGCGACAGGCGCGCACUACCACAUCACCGCCUCCGCCGACAAGCCUGAUUCGGCGGUGCAUCUCCAGUCCAUCGACCAUGAAAAGCGCUCAUGGUUCGACGGUGAAGGCGCGGCGCACGCACCGCACCGCCAGCAGCAGCCACAGCCACAGCCGCCGUUGCCCCCUUCGUAUCAUCCGUGCUUGACGGUGGCACCCGCCGGUGCUCACGCCGCGAAAGCUUCCGACACGGCGCCGCAGCUGUCACUCGGCCCGUGUCCGCCAAGCUUGCAGGGUACCAACGGCAUGCUUCUCUCACCGCCACCGCAUGUCGCCAGCGGGCCCAGCAUCUCCGCUGGCGCAGGCGGCUCCGUUAUGCAUCAGCAGCAACAACCGCAGCCACCGCCACCACCGCCCUCAUCCUCCCCCAUUCCAGCCUCUCUCGUGGAGUAUCAACGCUAUCUCAUGCAACUGGAGCAUCAGCAGCGCCAGCACCGCGAAGUGCUGCGACGGCACCACAAGCAGCGGAAGGAGAUGAUGGCGGCCGCGCAGCGUGGGGCAGCGAUGAUCGCUGUGCCGGUGAGUAUGACGACGCCACCGCGGCAACGAACGGGCGUCGGUGCCGCGAUGGAGAACCGACGUGACCGAAGCCCGCCGCUCGCGAUGAUGAUGCAAGCACUGCGGCAGCGCCGAGGCGACGGCCACGGGAUCGGCAGCUUCGACACGCUGUGCGGCGACACCUCGUCCUCCGCCAGCAGUAAGACCGCGCCCUCGGCGAAGCAACAGCGGAGCCGCCACUCGCAGAAACAGUGGCAUCCGACGACGUCGUCGCCAGCCCCAGCAGCAGAAGCCCUGUCGUGCGACCGUAGCGGUGGCCGGCAAGCGAGCGCCAGCCGAGGCCGCGGUCGCGGUGCUGAGGGCGCUGGCCCGCCUGCGGCCAGAAGGGCGGGAACACCAACCGAGGCGCUGAGAGACGCGUCAACGCGCAGUGGGUAUCGUCAGAGUACACCGAAACGAGAACAGCGGCGGAAAGCAAAUGUGCGGAACAGCCCCACCAGCAGCCGCUCAAGAUAUGCGAGCCCGCAACGACUGGCGACGGCGGUGGUGGAAGGGCAGGAUGUCCAGCACUUGCUGCUGCGCACGCCACCAUUGAUAGCGGGCUCUCUUCCCGGGUCUUUCCUACGCGCAUCUGGACCCACGGACGCAACGCCCCUGCAGGCGUGCGCUGAAACACCGACGUCGACCCGUCGGCAGUCCUCCUCUCCGGUGGAGGCCUUCGCCGACGCGCUGCUGAUGGACGUGAACGGGGGGCUCGGUACCGUCGGCGACGGCGCUUCCGCCGUAGGGCCGUUGCCAGCACCGCCACCACCCUUGAUGGUCACACACUCCUUCGCCGGGACGGCCAUCACGAGAGAAACAACCCCCUUCACGGCCGUCGGUGGCACAGCAACCGCGCCGGCACCCAUCAUUUUCGCCAUCGCACCGAGCGGCGCGGUCGUGAUGCCCCCCGGCAACGUCGCGGACGACCAUCGGAGCGAGGCGGAGAUGGCGCCGGCAGCCAAACAGAAGUCCCGGCACCACGGAAGCCGCGAUCGACAGCAGGGCACGAGCAGGGCGAGCUAUCUCACCACCACGACUACCACCACCCCGGCAUCGUCUACCGAGUCGUCGCCCUCACGUGAAAGGGGGGCACACACCGUGAGAGCGGAUGGAGGCGCCAGGAUGCGUGUGAAGGACGGCGCCGCAACGCCUGCUGUGAUGGGUCCAUCGGCAGCCAUCGCUGCCAUCCUGCAACGCCCUGACGCCACAGCAACUGCGCACUCCCGCCGUCAGAAGCGCUCCUACAGCGCGGACCCGAUCCUCGUUCACGGCAACAACGGCUUUAACUGGCGCGUGACGCGGCGUCGCAUCCGUGGUGCUGGAGCCACCACCACCACCACCGGGGCUGAGACCCAUCACAACGGUCACCACCAUCGCUCCAUGGAGGGCAUCAGCAGCACUACUCCCGAGCACGGCACGGGAACGCCGCGCAGCAGCCGCUACAGGUACAACGGCAGCAGCACGACACGACAGCGGAAACAGUCGCGGCAACUGUCAAAAGACACUCCACACAACGCCAGCGGCGCGGAUACCCGCGGUGACGCUCAUGGCGGGGGCAUCAAACGCCCCGUUGAUACCGCGAGGCAGCGGCCCGUGAGUCUGGGAGGCGGCGACAAGGCACAUCGACGUGCCAUACCUGGCAACGGCAACCGUAACGCGACCACCACUGCGGCAACACCUUCCCAUAGCGCCCCCGAAGGCGGUGAUGCGGUGAGCCGGCUAGCCCAUUCGCGGCCGCCCCCGCCUUCGCGGAGAGCAGCCGCCAUCUGGCAGGAUGUUAAACUCAUGUGGACCCCAGCGCCAGCAUCGCAGACCCCCUUCGCCGCUGUCUACCGCUACCACCCUCACACGCACCCCCCGAUUUCCUUUCAUGCACAGCAGCAGCAGCAGUCGCUGGUCCAUCGAGAUGUGUCACCGUCCGCUUUCGCGGGAAGAACUGCUGAAAGCACGCGAGGCCACACAACGGGUCACCCCUCAGCUGCAGCCGUGAGGGAUAGAGGAGCAUCACGAGCUCUGACGGGGGCUGCAGGAGCCGCGCCCCCCGCGCCGUCGCCGCCAUCUGCUGCCCUUCCCCAUACACAGCAGCCGAUGGCAUCUGCCAGUGCACCACUUUUGUGCAUGACAGACAGCCUCAUCGGUGCCGCAUUGCGCGAUAUCCUGCCAGUGUGCCGAGCUCGCCAGCGCGAGGUGGCGCGUGAGGUGGACCGUAGGCGAUACCAGAUUCUGCCGGCAGGCGUCGGUGGUGCCAGCGCCUCGGCGACCGUGCUCUAG